AUGCUAUCCUGUACAGACCAGUUCAGGUCCAAGAAGCACCCCACAUUCAGUAAACAGUCUGUUGACACCACCUGUCACUGUGUCUCGAGGCAGGAGCCAUUCGACUUCUGCAUCUCGACCUCCUUCAGUGUCCGGAUCUGUAGGACAUAUCAGUCGUGCACGCUCACCACUUUCCCAGACCAUGACUGUCAAUCAAAUACCGGAGGAAUUGCCUAUAUGCUCAUCAAUAUCAAGGCCACCUUGAUAAUGUUGAGCGUGGCGAACAGAAAGUCUCUCCUCGUAGAAAUCAAAGAAUUAAUAGAAUCAAAAGAUUUCAAGUCAGGUCUUCAGAACCGCCUCACAGCAUGUGUGCUAUCGCCCAAUCUCACUGCAUAUGUCAAUGACACGCUUGAACAUGUCAUGGAAUUUAUGAAGAACAACAACGAGAUAUUCAAGGUCCCGAAGUUCCUGUUUGAAGACAUUGAGCUCACCGCACAAUUAUCAAAACUUGUCAGUGAAGCACUUUUGUGCAUCUGUGGCAACGUCAAGACUAAGCUGAUGUUGUCGAUCUUAAAAUGCUCAAGUAUCAUUGACACUGCAAGAUCAUUAGCCCACAGCUGCCUAGAGGUUGAUGCAUCACAUUGGAAUAGAUACACAUUUUUGUGGUGCUGCUUGCGCAUUUUUCUUAUCAGAACCGGUAACUACAAGACUAUACCUCUGAAGGAUCUUUAUUCUGCGUCGCUCCUUCCGUCUCUCCACCAGGACCUUCAUAUCAAAGUCGGUAAUGCACUUGGCAUCAAUGUCGAGUUGGAUGACCUCGACCUCGACCCCAUGACGCAAGAUGGUGCCAAUCAAGUCCAUGAGAGCAGUGCGGACAGUACGGGAGGCCAUGAAGGCACCACAGAUAAUAUGGAAGGUGGAGACAAAGAUGAUGGAGAUGACAACCAAGAUGACCUCAAGGGCAAUGUGUCCAGCACAACAGAACUUGACCCUGAUGACUCAGGAUUCGGGGGAAAUGGAAAGCGUGCUAUUUUCACCUCUACUAAAUUUUGA
This is a messenger RNA of Suillus fuscotomentosus, 1032 nucleotides long. RefSeq lists its product as uncharacterized. Lineage: Eukaryota; Fungi; Basidiomycota; Agaricomycetes; Boletales; Suillaceae. The coding region runs from base 1 to 1032 and encodes 343 amino acids. The record is from RefSeq and is a predicted model, not a curated record. The transcript is spliced from 6 exons.